AUGAUUAUGAAGAAAUUUAGAGCGAUCAGGGAGGGUAUCAAAAAAUGGAAAAAGUCGGUUUUAGCUAAGGAGGGAGAUACGGAAAGGGGCUUAAAGGAGGAUUUGGAAAAAGUAGAUGAGUUGUCUGAAAUUAAUGAGGAGGAAUGGAUAAAAACGGAAUGCCUAAAAGAUGUUAAGGAGUUGGAAGGAUAUAGAAUCAAGGAUAUCAAACAAAGAGCUAGGAUUAAGUGGGAUUUGGAAGGAGAUGAAAGUUUGGCAUUUUUCCAUGGGUACAUUAAUAGUAGACGGGCUUGUAAUAAUAUUCCCGGACUUAUGAUAGAUGGGGUGUGGACUACUAGACCUUCCAUGGUUAAAAAGGAGAUUAUGGGAUUUUAUAUGAAUACUUUCAAAGAAAAAAUCAAGGACAAACCUAAACUCACUUGCUACAACUUAAAGAGACUAGCGAGCGAGGAGGCGGCUUCCCUUAUUAUUCAUUUUAGUAGCGAAGAGAUCAAGAGCGUAGUGUUCGAGUGUGGGGCGGACAAAUCUCCUGGGUCAGGCGGUUUUAAUUUCAAAUUCAUUUAA
Molecule: messenger RNA, 564 nt
Organism: Helianthus annuus (common sunflower)
Lineage: Eukaryota; Viridiplantae; Streptophyta; Magnoliopsida; Asterales; Asteraceae
Exons: 1
Coding region: 1-564 (187 amino acids)
Source: RefSeq, a predicted model, not a curated record